Molecule: messenger RNA, 663 nt
Organism: Trichophyton benhamiae CBS 112371
Lineage: Eukaryota; Fungi; Ascomycota; Eurotiomycetes; Onygenales; Arthrodermataceae
Exons: 1
Coding region: 1-663 (220 amino acids)
Source: RefSeq, a predicted model, not a curated record
AUGCACACGCCAAGCGGGCGAUUCAUGCCAUCCACACGAUUGUGCCUGAGUAUAAGUGACUUCCACCCAAAGUCCUUCAACCCGGCAUGGGAGGUGUCGACGAUCCUGAUCGGACUGCUAUCCUUUAUGAACAGCGAGGAGAUGACGACUGGGAGCGUGAGUGCCUCCGAUGCCGAACGCAGGUUAUUCGCCGCGAGGUCGAGAUGGUGGAACUCUACCGGUGGCGGCUCUUAUACAAAAGCCGUUCCUGGCGUCACGUCAACCAUCAAGGGGAUUGCGAACAUCAAGGCCGGAGACGGAGGGAAGAAGUUUCGAGCCGAGUGGCCCGAGCUGGACCAGGAGAACUGGAAAUGGAUGAAGGACAACCGGGUUGAUCCAGCGACGGGACAGAUAUUACCCGACCCUAAUGAAGCCUUCUUAGCCGAGAACAGCAGCAGCGGCAACGGUAGCAACAACAGUGCCUGUUCACCUGAGACGAAUGCUCUUCGACGCAGGCCUGGCGGUGGGAGUGCCACAGGGUUAGGGGUUGUUGUGGAGGGUGGACAGAGGGCGAGAGAUGCCGGGGAGAGCUGGUUUCGAAGAAAUAAAGUAUGGAUAUGCAUCGGCCUGGUGCUGGGGUAUGCACUCUUAUCACGACUGUUCGACGACCUCCGGGCCUGGUAG